AGCAAAGUGCUAUAGUCAAGGUGAUGCCGAUGGCCCAGAUUUGUCCAACAUCUCGAAGAGCGUCACGUUAUCCAAUAUUCUCUUUCCAGUGCUACUGGAAUUCACUCUGUGGUUAACUAGUACUUGCUAGUUUCAACCAAAUGGAGGCCGACAGAUACACCGGCAGUAACGACCAGCUUCAGAAGCAGGAUAGUACUAACCCGGGCUCAAACGUUAAUGCAGAGGAACACAACGACCAUUUACUCAAUUUCGAAAAAUCCGUCCUAGAAGGCGAUAUACUGGUAGCGCCGCAUCAAUGGAACAACAGUUCCCUAAAGGUUGCCAAAUGGCCGAACGGUAUCAUACCCUUUAUGAUUGACCCCAAAGCCGAGUUUAGCCGCCAUGAACGUAUUCUCAUUCACGAUGCCAUGCUGGAAUUCCACCAGUUUACCUGCAUCCGCUUUGUUCUCCGAACAACCCAAAAAGACUAUUUGCACAUCUCGAGCAAUUCCAGAAGAGGAUGUGCUUCAUUCGUCGGAAAGAUUGGAGGCGAACAGAAAAUGCACUUGGAAUCUUCCAAAUGUGUGCAGGUCAGCGGGACUAUUCUACAUCAGCUGAUGCAUACACUUGGGUUUUUGCAUGAACAUUCCCGAGCCGAUCGAGAUACGUACGUGGACGUAGACUGGAACCAUGUCGCUUGCAUCGCCGAUGAUCGGUCAUGUGGCAUUACUGCGAAUACAUUGAGCGACAGUCCGGAAUCGGCUAACUCUCCGUACGAUUAUGAUUCGAUCAUGCAUUAUUCGUCAACGGCAUUUAGCAAGGAUGCAGCCGCUGGUUUAGCGACAAUAAUUCCCCGCCACACCUCGUCCGCUCGUAUUGGCCAACGGAAGCAGUUAAGUUCAGGUGACAUCGCCAAGGUCAACAGCGCAUAUAACUGCCAAGCAAAUCUAAAAGUUUCGACCAAAUUUGUCGACCGACUUGUUCCCGAAAAGCCACUGGAACAAGUAUUUAGCCAAAUGCAGGAAUACUCCCAAGCGAAGGAUAACAAUCUUCUUUGCCAAGGAUCAUUGGAUUUUAUGCCAACGUUUGGCCUCAAAACAAAGAACAGCAUUUACAUUGGAAAUGGAAACAAAAUUUGGGAAGUGGUCGAGGGAGUGUAUAAUGGCUCCACCGUUUUUUUCCCAAAGAACGUCGCAUCGGAUACUAUUCAAAAACGGUUCCAUGAGUUGCUUCCCAAGGAUAUCGACAGUGCUGCGGAAAUAAACAGCGAUGUAUACUUUUUCAAGAAUGCAUCAGUUUGGAUUUUAUCCGGCCAAGGCGACAAACAGCUGCUUGACACAGCUCCGGUUUCACAGGUGUUUCCUGGCGUGCCGCUACCGAUUAAGGGCGUGUUUAAAAGCUCGAACAUUCUUAGUUUUUCCAACGGGUCCUCGAUAGUUCGGUAUGACCUUAUUUCGGAUCGAUUACAGCCGAAGACUCCAUUCAAUUUACUGAAUCAGCACACCGGAUGGCCCACCGAAGUAAAUUCCUUUUUCGAUAUUGGAAGGAAUCGACUGCUUAUUUUCACCCACAAUAAGGUGUACCUGACUAAACAAAAUGGCUUUCCAAUGGACUACGGAUAUCCGAAAACUUUUAAGGAAACAUUUUGCACCGCAUAAGCGUUGCAGAUUUUUGACUAAAGAAGUUUUGAACUGCUUUUUUGUGUGGUAUAACCUUGUACAAAUAAAGACGUUUUAUUAGCGUAUUUUAAUUUUCAGUU
Molecule: messenger RNA, 1738 nt
Organism: Paramacrobiotus metropolitanus
Lineage: Eukaryota; Metazoa; Tardigrada; Eutardigrada; Parachela; Macrobiotidae
Exons: 12
Coding region: 141-1637 (498 amino acids)
Biological process (GO): proteolysis
Molecular function (GO): zinc ion binding; metalloendopeptidase activity
Source: RefSeq, a predicted model, not a curated record